ACCCCUCAGUGUGGUUCGGCGGCCGCCGGAGAAGGCUUUUUUUAGCCUCGCUAGCGGCAGCACCCGGUCCUCAGCUGCGCGUGAAGUGGUCGUGUGGCAGGAUGAGUGCAGACUCCGACCCCGUGGUCAUCGUCUCGGCGGCGCGGACGAUCAUAGGCUCCUUCAAUGGUGCCUUGUCCACUGUUCCUGUCCAUGAGCUAGGCUCCACUGUCAUCAAAGAAGUCCUGAAGAGGGCCGCUGUGGCCCCCGAAGAGGUGUCGGAGGUCAUAUUUGGACACGUUUUGGCAGCAGGCUGCGGGCAGAAUCCUGUUCGACAAGCCAGUGUGGGUGCAGGGAUCCCUUACUCCGUCCCAGCAUGGAGCUGUCAAAUGGUCUGCGGGUCAGGCCUAAAAGCUGUGUGCCUCGCAGCCCAGUCCAUCCAGAUCGGAGACGCCAGCAUUGUGGUUGCUGGCGGCAUGGAAAGUAUGAGCAAGGCCCCUCACCUGGUUCACCUGAGGACAGGAGUCAGGAUUGGGGAGACACCACUAGCAGACAGUAUUCUCUGCGACGGGCUCACAGAUGCAUUUCACAAGUAUCACAUGGGCAUUACAGCUGAAAAUGUAGCCAAAAAAUGGCAAGUGAACAGAGAAGAUCAGGACAAGUUAGCAGUUCUGUCCCAGAACAGGGCAGAGAGUGCACAGAAAGCUGGCUAUUUUGACAAAGAGAUUGUACCAGUUUUUGUGCCUUCUAGAAAAGGCCUCACUGAAGUUAAGACAGAUGAGUUUCCUCGCCACGGGAGCAACUUGGAAGCCAUGUCCAAACUAAAGCCUUACUUCCUCACUGAUGGGACAGGGACUGUCACCCCAGCCAAUGCUUCAGGAAUGAACGACGGUGCUGCAGCUGUGGUUCUCAUGAGGAAAUCAGACGCCGACACCCGUGGGCUUGCACCCCUGGCACAGAUAGUUUCCUGGUCACAAGCCGGUGUGGACCCUUCCAUUAUGGGAACAGGGCCGAUUCCAGCAAUAAAGCAAGCUGUUGCAAAAGCAGGUUGGUCACUGGAGGACGUGGACGUGUUCGAAAUCAACGAAGCCUUCGCAGCCCUGUCUGUGGCAGUAGCUAAGGAGCUUGGAUUAAACCUGGAGAAGGUCAACGUUCAAGGAGGGGCUAUUGCCUUGGGCCACCCUCUAGGGGCAUCUGGCUGUCGGAUUCUUGUCACCCUGCUACACACCAUGGAGCGACAGGGUGGGCGCCGUGGUGUCGCUGCGCUAUGCAUCGGGGGUGGGAUGGGGAUAGCCAUGUGCGUUCAGAGAGGGUGAACCUGC
This is a messenger RNA of Pteronotus mesoamericanus, 1301 nucleotides long. It is a transcript of the gene ACAT2, whose product is annotated as acetyl-CoA acetyltransferase 2. The coding region runs from base 102 to 1295 and encodes 397 amino acids. Gene Ontology annotation, molecular function: acetyl-CoA C-acetyltransferase activity. Gene Ontology annotation, biological process: fatty acid beta-oxidation. NCBI's taxonomy places the organism in Eukaryota, Metazoa, Chordata, Mammalia, Chiroptera, Mormoopidae. The transcript has 9 exons. Gene Ontology annotation, cellular component: mitochondrion. The record is from RefSeq and is a predicted model, not a curated record.